Cebus imitator (Panamanian white-faced capuchin) is the source of this 621-nucleotide messenger RNA. Its product is annotated as U6 snRNA-associated Sm-like protein LSm3. Gene Ontology annotation, molecular function: RNA binding. The record is from RefSeq and is a predicted model, not a curated record. Lineage: Eukaryota; Metazoa; Chordata; Mammalia; Primates; Cebidae. Gene Ontology annotation, biological process: P-body assembly; mRNA splicing, via spliceosome. The transcript has 2 exons. Gene Ontology annotation, cellular component: P-body; catalytic step 2 spliceosome; U6 snRNP. The coding region runs from base 1 to 402 and encodes 133 amino acids.
AUGCUGUGUUACAGAAGUGAUGUGAGCUGCCCUGGCAGAGGGACAAGAAAAAAGGUGAAUACUGUUUCAGCGGGAAGGGGCUCAGGGUUUGAAACAUUGGACGACGUAGACCAGCAACAAACUACCAACACUGUAGAGGAGCCCCUGGAUCUUAUCAGGCUCAGCCCAGAUGAGCGCAUUUAUGUGAAAAUGAGAAAUGACCGAGAGCUUCGAGGCAGAUUACACGCUUAUGAUCAACAUUUAAAUAUGAUCUUAGGAGAUGUAGAAGAAACUGUGACUACUAUAGAAACUGAUGAAGAAACAUAUGAAGAGAUAUAUAAAUCAAUGAAACGAAAUAUUCCAAUGCUUUUUGUCCGGGGAGAUGGUGUUGUACUGGUUGCCCCUCCGCUGAGAGUUGGCUGAAACAAAGAAUUUGUCUUGUAGAGACUUUGUACAGGGGCCUCUUUAAAUGUACAAGACAUUCAAAAGAGAAACCUGCAUACAUUUUGAUAUUAAGAAAUAAUUCCAGGGAUUCUUCCACUCCUGAAAUGAGUUGAUUUGCAGAUAACUCACAACUUCUUAAGCUAAAUUAUAUUUUCAUUUUUCUCAAGCCCCUCCAAUAAAUAUGACCACCAAGAUGCA